AUGGUUGAUCAAAAUCUCACCAAAAAGUUAUUAGAAAUAAGUGAUUUAGAAUUUACUCCAUUAGAUGAUAUCUUUAAAAGUAUAAGUAAAAAUCAAAUAAAACCGAUUCAGAUUGGCGUUAGUAAAUCAUUCAGACAAUCUGCUAACACGUUGGCAUCAAUAGUUUUAAAAAAAGAUUUAGCUGCGUAUGAACCGAAAAAUGAUUGUUAUACAAAGUUGCAAAAAAAACCAAGACCAAAAGACAGAGAACUAAGCAUUAUAGCUGCUGACAAUUCCUUAGAAGCAUCUAAACAUUUGCCUCCAAAACAUUCAACACCAAACAAACCAAAGUUAAACACGGUCGAAAAUACUUUUACUUUGUUGGCAACUUUAGAUAAAUCCAAAAACAAUACAAGCAUGGAAGUUUCUACCGAGAAUUCGAGUAGCAUAGAUGAUAAAAACAAUAAAAGCCUAGAAGAAAAAACAGUUACAACUUUUAUAUCAGAUUUUAGUAAUUUGCCACAGCUGGUUCCCUCAGCUGAAGAGUUAAAUGAACCGUCGCUGAAUGAAAAUGAACCUUUAACAUCAAACGUAAUUGAUCAAGUAUAUAUAGAAAGAGGCAAUCAUUGGAUAUUAGGAGUGAUUUCAUUAAACAACAAUUAUAUCUGCAUUUUUGAUUCACUACGGCUAAACCAUAACAGACGAGAGCACUUUGUAGAAUUAAUGAAAAUAACUCAAAUUUCAUCAACCCUUGCUCAAUCAAAAUUAGACAUGAGUAAAUUUAAAUUCUAUUACAGUUUAGAUUGUGAACAACAAAAUAAUAGUUUUGAUUGCGGUGUUUAUGUUAUAUUGUGGGCUUAUCAAAUAAUAAAAGGUCAAAAAGAACAUGUGCCUAUAGCAGAGGCAAGAAAGUUUAUAAGGUAUAUCUUCAGUCUUGGAGAGAUCUCAAUUACGUUUGAUCGAAAAAAAGGUUUUCGUUUAACAACUACGCAGGCAUUCUGCGUUAUGGCGCUUAUCUUAGAAAAAAUUUGA
Messenger RNA from Hydra vulgaris (swiftwater hydra), 1011 nucleotides. RefSeq lists its product as uncharacterized. NCBI's taxonomy places the organism in Eukaryota, Metazoa, Cnidaria, Hydrozoa, Anthoathecata, Hydridae. Gene Ontology annotation, molecular function: cysteine-type peptidase activity; deNEDDylase activity. The record is from RefSeq and is a predicted model, not a curated record. Gene Ontology annotation, biological process: proteolysis; protein deneddylation.